CAUUCAGUUUCAUUUAUGAAGUAGACGAGACGCAUUCAUAAUGCCCCAUAAGCCUGAGAGCACCUACGAUGCGGAGUACAGAAUCUGGAGUGGACCGCAGAGCAGUAAUUACUUUGCUCCUGAUCUAUCCAUAGGCGAGAUUAUAUUCCAUGAGAUGUGACGUCAUCCGAAACUGAUAGCUCAGAUCUCAGACACUGAGAACACUGUAUUAACCCGAGAGGAGCUCCAUUUGAACUCAAUGCAUGUGGCAAGCUAUAUGAGAUCCUUGGGAUUAGUGCAAACGGAUAUUGUGGGAAUUAUAGGAAGAAAUACUACGCACAUCUUCGCCGUUGUAUAUGGAUGUUUCUUUAAUGGUAUUGCGUUUCAUUCGUUAAAUACAUCGUAUGAACAAUCAACUAUUGAGAAGCUCUUCGACAUAACGAAGCCACGUCUGAUUUUCUGUGAUGGUGAAGACUACGAGAAAGUAAAGUCAGCUACGGAGAAAUUAAAUGCGAAGAUCAUUACGAUGCGUAACCAUCAGAGUGGAUCGAUUAGCAUUGAGGAAGUCUUAGCUACGCCUGUAGAAACGGACUUUCAACCUGCUCGGUUGGAACAGGGAAAUGAUCAAACCUUGGCCAUUCUCUGCUCUUCUGGGACAACGGGUAUUCCCAAGGCAGUGACCAUAUCAAACAGUCGCAAGAUAUUGAUCGCCUGCAGAUCUCUUACCACAGACGACGUUCAGUACACACACAGUUCUCUAGAGUGGUUGACAUGUCUUGCUACGACGGUAUCUUCGGGAGUUUACAGCACUAAGCACAUUAUAGCUGAUAAUCCCUUUGAUCCAGCGCGUUUGUUGCGUGUCAUUAAGGAAUACAAAGUCACGUGGUUGAUGCAAGCGCCUUCUCAUAUGGCUAUGAUUUCAAACUGUCCGGAAUUUGAGCAAGCUAACUUUGAUAGCAUACGUUUCUACAAUUUCGGAGGUUGUCGGUGCUCUUUGGAGGCGCAACAUCUCAUACGGACCCGAUUGCAGUUCGAUUGUAUGUACUUUAUGUAUGGUUUUACGGAGGCGGGCAGUAUAGUGUCCGUGAACUGUGAAUUUGAUAAGAAACCAAAUUCAGUUGGCCGUUUGGAGGAAGACUAUAAGCUGAAAAUACUUGAUGAACAGGGCAAUACACUGGGACCAAACAAAGUUGGAGAAAUAUGUGUCUACAGUGGACAGUAUUGGGCCGGAUAUUAUGGGAAUCCGGAGGAGACGCGCAAUAUGCGUGACUCGGAAAAGUGGUUUCACUCUGGAGACUUGGGUUAUAUGGAUGAUGAUGGCUUUCUCUAUAUAAUGGACAGGAAAAAGGAUAUGCUGAAGUACCAGAGUAUUAUGUACUAUCCACACGAAAUCGAAGAAGUCAUUUCUCAGAUGCCAGGCGUGGCUGAGGUCUGUGUCUUUGGCAUCUGGAAUCCACUCGUCGGCGACAAGGCUGCCGCUGCUGUGGUAAAAAAGAUUGGUUCAAAAAUCCAGGCACAGGAUGUGGUUGACUUUGUGAAGGGGCAUUGCAGUGCCAUCUACAAACAUUUACAUGGGGGUGCAAUAAUUGUGGACGAUCUGAUAAAAAGCCCCAAUGGAAAAACGAAUCGAGCUGCAACAAAAGCAUAUUUUGUAAAGAUUAACGAUGAAAACUAAUAGGCUUAGCAUAAGCUAACAGACCCCUUGUAGACCCUUGUAGUUAAGAUGCUGACAUAUACAUUUUUAUUCUUGAAUUUAAUGAAUAAGUUUGAUAUGUCAAAUUAAUCUUCAACAUAUUCAAAAUUGACAAAAAUUACAAAUAUUUGCAAGGAGUAAAUGAAAGAAUGAUCUUUAAACAGUCAAAUGAUAAUUAAAAUUUGAUUUUAUUUAAA
Drosophila grimshawi is the source of this 1869-nucleotide messenger RNA. RefSeq names its product 4-coumarate--CoA ligase 1. NCBI's taxonomy places the organism in Eukaryota, Metazoa, Arthropoda, Insecta, Diptera, Drosophilidae. The record is from RefSeq and is a predicted model, not a curated record. Gene Ontology annotation, molecular function: long-chain fatty acid-CoA ligase activity. The transcript has 3 exons. Gene Ontology annotation, biological process: long-chain fatty acid metabolic process; fatty-acyl-CoA biosynthetic process. The coding region runs from base 239 to 1654 and encodes 471 amino acids.